This is a messenger RNA of Apodemus sylvaticus (European woodmouse), 645 nucleotides long. RefSeq names its product mediator complex subunit 31 (gene Med31). Lineage: Eukaryota; Metazoa; Chordata; Mammalia; Rodentia; Muridae. The coding region runs from base 87 to 482 and encodes 131 amino acids. The transcript is spliced from 4 exons. The record is from RefSeq and is a predicted model, not a curated record. Gene Ontology annotation, molecular function: transcription coregulator activity. Gene Ontology annotation, biological process: regulation of transcription by RNA polymerase II. Gene Ontology annotation, cellular component: mediator complex; core mediator complex.
GGAAGUAGGUGCCGAGGCUUCCGGAUUCUCUCUCUCCAAUCGAAGUCGCGGUUCGGUCGGGCUGAUAGUGUUCGCGCUUCUCUGUUAUGGCCGCGGCCGUCGCUAUGGAGACAGAUGAUGCUGGAAAUCGACUUCGGUUUCAGUUGGAGUUGGAAUUUGUGCAAUGUUUAGCGAACCCAAAUUACCUUAAUUUUCUUGCCCAAAGAGGUUACUUCAAAGACAAAGCUUUUGUUAAUUAUCUUAAGUACUUGCUUUACUGGAAAGAACCAGAAUAUGCCAAAUAUCUAAAGUACCCUCAGUGUUUACAUAUGUUAGAACUGCUCCAAUAUGAACACUUUCGAAAGGAGCUGGUGAACGCUCAGUGUGCGAAAUUCAUCGAUGAACAGCAGAUUCUACACUGGCAGCACUAUUCGAGGAAGCGGAUGCGUCUUCAGCAAGCCCUGGCAGAGCAGCAACAGCAGAAUAACACAGCAGGAAAAUGAAGAGCUGGGACAGACCAGGCUCUUAGGACAUGUAUAUAAUGUAUUGCUAUUGUACAGUACAGAGAAAAAGACUCUUCUGCCCCAUUAGUGUUCAGAACCUUUAUGUUUUGGUUUGCAAACUUUUUGUUAAUAGAUUAUUUCUAUUAAACCAGGACUGCUCUAC